Molecule: messenger RNA, 4542 nt
Organism: Oldenlandia corymbosa var. corymbosa
Lineage: Eukaryota; Viridiplantae; Streptophyta; Magnoliopsida; Gentianales; Rubiaceae
Source: the annotation of a GenBank genome assembly
GGGAAGAAAAGAAACUUCUAAUUUCUAUGCAAUGGAUGAUGGUUCCUUCAAUUUUCUUGGCAAAAGAAGUUAUUAAAAAAAAAAAACAAUUCUAACAAAAGCACUGGUUCUCUUUCUGUAUUUCAUCAUUCAUGACCACGAAAUAUUAUAUUAUUUUCUUACAUGACAACAGUAUUAGAUGACACUAUAAAGUAAGCGUCUUCCUAAUGGUAAGGAUUAUAUGAACUAAAUGACCCAAAUUUCCCAAUUUUUGACUACCCAGAAAGCAGUAACUUAAGAAAAUAAUAAUAUCGAAGGAUUUUGCAGUUAGAGCGAGCCCAUUAUCAAGAGAGCGAGGAAGGAAGGAAUAAGGUAUGAAUUUACUUUUACCAAGUUCUGAGGUGCCACUAUUUUAUCUUGUUAAUCCUGCAAAAGGUUACCUUUAUGCUCAGUGAAGUUUGUUUUUAGGUUGAGGCAGAUAAAGCUAAGUUCUUUGCGAGUCUGCUUUAUGUUGCAAACUAACAUGCGGUGAUUGUGCUCAGGAAAUAACAAUAGCUUGUAACCUGGAUCUAAUGGUUAAUUCAUUUGGGACUCUUGUUUUUUUAUCAUUCAUAAUCAUGGUGUCACCUGCUGAGGGAAAGUAGAGUUCUUUCUGGGCUGAAAAAGUUCAAAAAAUUGGGAGUUACCAUAUAGCUGUUAAAAACCAAUUCGCAGUUAAGUUAGAAGGAUUGAGUUGCCCUGUUGAAAAUUCCCUCUUGCAUUGUCAAUUGCGGUGAAGUAUUCCUCUCAUUUCUCUUUCAGCACCAACGAAUUUGUUUCAUUCACUUUUAAGUGUUCUUGACUGCGUUUUUUGAGAAUUUGGGCUCGCAAUUUGACAUGUGGAGUGUUUUAGGAAAUGAUCAAGAAGGUAAACAGAUCUGCUUUGUGUCAAGAAAAAUGGUGAUAUAUUCUUCAAACUGGAAAGUCAUGUGCUUAUCCGUGGAAACGCAUUAGUCCAAUGGUAGUUUUUGCUGAAGGAAAUGUCAACUGGUUUGCCUUGUAAUGAAUUAUCUAGCAACACAAGGAAUCACAUUGAUUUAUAUGAUAAAGAUCUUGUCCAAAUUCUUGAGCAUUGCCAAUUUCUUGAACCUGGAAAUGCCGUUGCUCCAUCAUGCUCAAAUGUGAACUGGGAAAUGGAUUUUCUGCAUGAUCAUGGUCCUGACCCUGUGCUCCAGUACAUUAACCAGAUGCUCUUGGAAGAAAAUCUGGAAGAUGAACUAGGAAUGUUCCAGGAUCCCUUGGCUCUAGAAAGUACUGAAAAAUCCUUCUACGAUGCCCUAGGCAAUGAUUCUUCUUCUCCGCCUCCAAAUGAUGAACCCCUAAUAUGCAAUCAGCAAAAUGCAGAAGUUCCAGAUAGUUCUUCUCAGAGUUCGAGUGAGCUUUCUCCAUGGACCUCUGACCUUGAAAAUUAUGAUUCAUCUGCAGGGAGAGAUCAUGUUACAGCUACUUCCUGUUUAUCGUUGCAGACUUAUUUGACAAGCCAAUCAGACUCUGCUGGUGGAUUUUGUGAUAGUAUCCCGAGUGCACAGACUGAUGCCUUUGCUUCUGCAAAACCAGAUAGUACAAUUCAAAGCAUCUUCAGCGAUAGUGACUCCAUGGUGCUGUUCAGACGUGGAAUGGAAGAAGGUAACAAGUUCCUUCCAGCUGUUAGCCAACUUUUCAGUGAUUCUGCAAAGUACAAAUUACCUACAAAGCCAACAGGGCUUGUGGUGAACAUAGAAAGAAAUGGAACAGGUGAAUUUCAUAGCGGAAGGAAGCAUCGUCACUCAGAUGAUGAUCAUGAAUUCAAUUAUCUUAGAAGCAGCAAGCAGUGUGCAACUGUAUCCUCAGUUCAGGAGGAUGAGUUGUCAGAUAAAUUUGAUAGAGUACUACUUAAUCAUGUACCUCCAGAGAAUUUGACAGUGCCUAAUACCAGUCAUGAAGCUCAACAUGCAUCUAAAAAUGAGCUGAUUGUCGAUAAAAAAACUCGCGGAAGAAAGGCUAGAAUUGGUAGUGAUGCUCCAGAUCUUAGUGCACUUUUAAUGAGUUGUGCUCAGUCCGUAGCUGCCAAUGAUAGGACUACUGCAAAUGAACAGCUAAAGCUGAUUAAGAAAUAUGCUUCUCCUACUGGUGAUCCUGACCAGAGGUUGGCUGUUCUGUUCGGUGAUGGACUCGAGGCACGUUUGGCAGGUACUGGACGCGAGCGAUAUAUAGCUCUUACUUCAAAGAAGAUCUCUGCUGCCGAGGAAUUGAAAAGCUACAAGGUAUUUCAUAUCUCACCUUUUAAAGCAAUUCCAGUGAUCUUUGGGAAUCAAAUGAUUCUGGAAAGAGCAUCUAAAGCCACCACUCUACAUAUCAUUGAUUUUGGAAUCGCCUAUGGUUUUCAUUGGCCAAGCCUCAUCCAGCAUCUUUCCCACAGGCCUGGCGGUCCUCCCAAGCUUCGCAUCACAGGAAUAGAGAUCCCCCAGUCAGGUUUCAGGCCAACGGAAAGAGUUGAAGAGACAGGUCGCCGCUUGGAUAGAUAUUGUACACGUUUCAAUGUACCAUUUGAAUAUCAAGCAAUAGCAACACGUAGUUGGGAGACAAUCAGCGUUGAGGAACUGAAGGUUACUAGAGGGGAGCUGCUUGUUGUAAAUUGUCAAUUUCGAUUGAAGGACCUACUUGACGAGACUGUGGCUGAGGAGGAGAGUGCAAAGGAUGCUGUUUUGCACUUAAUCAGAAAUCUACAUCCUGAUAUAUUCAUGACUACUGAUGUCAAUGGGUUGCAUGGUUCACCUUUCUUUCUAACUCGCUUUCGAGAGGCCUAUCUGUUUUUCUCCGCUUUAUUUGAUGCAGUCGACUGUAAUCUACCCAGGAAUGAUGAGCAGCGUAUAAAAUUUGAGCAAAACUUUUUUGGGCCAGAAAUAAUGAAUUUGGUUGCUUGUGAGGGGCGCGACAGGGUUGUGAGGCCUGAGUCGUAUAAGCAAUGGAAGGUGAGGUGUAUAAGGGCUGGAUUCAAACUCCUUCCGCUAAGGGAAGACCUCAUGAAGGAGUUAAGGAAUCGAGUGAAGACAAAUUAUCACAAAGAUUACGUUUUAGAUGAAGACAGAGGCUGGAUGCUGCAAGGGUGGAAAGGCAAGAUAAUUACUGCUAGCUCCUGUUGGGUACCUGCAUAGGACUCUGCAAUAUCCUUCAUUGUGUAUAAAGUUUGGGAACCCUUGUUUUACGGCGUCCUUGUUGAGGAAUUAUGAAACUUGGGUCUGCAUGUUGUCAGCACUGAGCAAUUGUUUAUGUCUAGUCUGCUACUCUGCUUCUGUUCUUUUCAUUUUUUUUUUCCCUUUUCUGUGUUAAUGUCUAAAUUUGUAAAUAGAUCUAUAAACAUAGUGCCUAGCUUGCAUUUUAGUUCUUUUCGCUGUGUAUAUUAUUUAUGGUAUUAUAAUCUAAGGUGUAGGCAGGCAUCUGCUUUGCUGCAAAUUUCUUCUUCUUAGAGCAGAAGUGUCUCAACAGAGUAGGGAAUAAUCAAGUCAUUUUUUCCUCUGUACCGUGAUGCAUUGCAUUCUACACUGUGGCAGCUAUCUACUAAUUUUUGUAGAGGGCCUUUUUAAGGCAUAAUCCAAAAGUGACUUUAUGCAUUGCCUCAUUUAAUCCAACUGAGGUCUGAGGUUACCUUGUCAUCUUAUCCAUGAAAGUUACUUUUUAUUUCGAAUGUUACCGUACAGUAAAGGUUUGACUGAUAAAAAGCUGAUGAAAGGCAGGUUUGACAGAGUUACAGGAGCAAAAACUAUAUCUUGUACCAGUAAGCUUGUCUGAUGUUCUCGUUUCGGAUUUUACUUGUGGAAGUAAUUAUUCCUUGAGGAGGGCAGAAGCAACCAUAUGGAGAAAGAGACACUUUUGGAUUGUGCCUUAAAAAGGCUCUACAAUUACAAAAAGAUAGCCGCCCUAAAACUCUUCAUAGCAAAUAUUGACUGGAUUAUUCCCUAACAUGGCCAGUAACUUUUUGCUCUCAACAAGAAGAAGAAGAAGAAAGUUGAGCGAACGUCCGCACUCCGCACCAGCAGGUGCGUGUUGAGCCGAAUGAGGUUUUUUUUCUGGACCAGCAAGCAUUAAGCAUUGGAUUGAUCGUACGGAUCAAGCGCUACCAUAACGCCAUCAUCGUUGAAGAUGAAACCCAUGGUUGUCAUUAAUUCCACUUUCAAACCCGGGAUAAAAAUCAUCAUUGAAGGUAUUCGAUCAAUCGUUCUGUCUUUGAUCAACUUCUUUGCCGAGUUUGGACAAGUUUCCGUGUUGUGAGUCGCGGGGUGUUCCUCGUAUUUAUAGGUGAUGGAUGGGUGAACGUGUGGUUAGGAUGGAGUUGUGACCAUUAAUCUGCAGGACGAUUGGGUUGUACCCCUUUUUCCGAGUCGGUGUUGGAAUAUUGUUGACUCUUUUUUGGAAACCGAAGAAAGAAAUGGACAACGUGGUAAUACAGAAUUUCCAGGGCACAAUUGUUUGACAUCUGUGAUCACAAAAGUUGAGAAUAAUUACUCAUGAAUUUGUGCUUUUUUUUUUUUUUUUGGAUUAAUGAGG